AAAUUUUUGCCUUUCCUUUAGAUAUCCAAGUUUGUUCAUCUGUAGGAUUUCAAGGCAAGCUCUUCUCAGAGUAAUUCUCAUCUACCAAUGGCCUUAGGAAGCAUGGAGAGAUUUCUUAGUCUUCAAGAUAUUACACCCGACUUCCUGGAUGCGGUAAAGUUCCUGCAAAAAAGCCUAUUGGAAAAAUCGGGUGAUGGAGAUAAGAAUUUUAAAGACUUGGCAUUCUCGGUUGGAGAAAUCUUGAAACGUAUCCAGACUGCACAUAAAUAUUGUGACUUGGCUGAUAAAAAUCUGAAGGAUCCCACCAUAUCACAGGAUGAGAUGGACGUGUAUAUGAAAGAGUUUCAAAUGUGGAAAGAAAAUUUAGAGAAGGCUAAGAGUGAUUGGAUAUCUAUCAGGAAACGCAUAGAUGAGCUUAGUUCAAGCGAAAGGAAGAUCGUGGAAGAAGAAAUAACAUUGGAAGCUCUGCAUGAGAAUCCCCCUAAGCAGGGCGAGACAUCGAAGGACACUCAACCAGAUAAGGAUAGCGAUGGAUCAAAAAAAAGCAAAGAAACCCCGGUCAAGAAAAAAUUAGGAAAAUGCUGCAUUCCUUUCAAUCAGUAAUAUUGAAAGAGCUAUUGGAAGAACUUAAUGAUCCAGACAUGACUGAUGUUUCGAGUGAAAUUGAAAGGAGGAAGGCAGCACAUGAAGGAUAGGAUAGAUCUACAUCGAGCUGUUAACUCAUGAUCUUCAUUAUUUUUUUGGAUGUAUUUGUAAUUUGUUGGUGAACUUAAUGUUAGGGUGAUGGUAUUGAUUUUUUUUUUAUUUUUUUAUGGUGAAUUGCCAUUUUGAGUUUGUAUGGAUUGGUUUAAUUUUAGGAUGGAUGAAUGUAUUCGUA
Molecule: messenger RNA, 877 nt
Organism: Medicago truncatula (barrel medic)
Lineage: Eukaryota; Viridiplantae; Streptophyta; Magnoliopsida; Fabales; Fabaceae
Exons: 3
Coding region: 88-603 (171 amino acids)
Source: RefSeq, a predicted model, not a curated record